Callithrix jacchus (white-tufted-ear marmoset) is the source of this 17821-nucleotide messenger RNA. It is a transcript of the gene ZNF235, whose product is annotated as zinc finger protein 235. NCBI's taxonomy places the organism in Eukaryota, Metazoa, Chordata, Mammalia, Primates, Cebidae. The record is from RefSeq and is a predicted model, not a curated record. Gene Ontology annotation, molecular function: DNA-binding transcription factor activity; RNA polymerase II cis-regulatory region sequence-specific DNA binding. Gene Ontology annotation, biological process: regulation of transcription by RNA polymerase II.
CCACUCACACACAAAAAAGGGGAAAAUCUUGAAUUUUUCUAAGCAUUUUUAUCAAUGUAUUGACCAGUAGGGUAGGAUUGCCAUUUACUUGUUAGUGUCUGUCUUCAAGAAUGAUGCAUUUUGUUGGUGAAAGUGAAAAAUACAAGCUUGUCCAAUACAUGUCAAAAUAUGUAUCAAGUCCCUGAUAUAUAUUGAAAUGUAAAAUGUGCAUACCCAUCUGGAAAUCAUAGAAUAGUAAUUUAUAAUUAAGCAAUUUUACCAGUAAGGAAGGAUUUGACAAUAACAGUAAUAUUUUAAGCUGGAACUAAAGGUCCAUCAAUCUGAAUUUGGGUAAGUUUCUAUAUGUUCUAUUCUAUGGCUCUACAGAAAGUAUAAUUUAGCUCUAAAAUGACAAGAAUGGAUCAUGCAUCUUGUUUAGUAAAAAUGUGGAUUGCAGCCGGACACAGUGGCUCACGCCUGUAAUCCUAGCACUUUGGGAGGCCGAGGCAGGCGGAUCACGAGGUCAGAAGUUUGAGACUAACAUCACCAACGUGGCAAAACCCCGUCUCUACUAAAAACGCAAAAAUUAGCCAGGCGUGGUGGCACAUGCCUGUAAUCCCAGCUACUCCGGAGGCUGAGGCUGGAGAAUUGCUUGACCCCAGGAGAUGGAGGUUGCAGUGAGCCAAGAUUGUGCCACUGCACUCCAACCUGGGAGACAGAGCGAGACUCCAUCUCAAAAAAUAUAUAAUGGAUUGUAUGUUCACAAUAGCCAGCUAAUUUAAGCCUGUGUACAUGUAUGUUCAAAUACAUGCUUAGCUAUAAUGUGUGAAAGAUUACUCAUUAUGCAUACAGUAGCUUUCUCUGGAAAGCAAAAUUUUGGCUUAGUUUUUUGUGCUUUAUUUAAAAAUAUUUAUAAUGGACAUUUACCAAUUUAUACCAAAGCGGUGAACAGCUACGGAUAUAUUAUCCCUUAUACUUAAGAACUCACAUUAUGAUUGCUUAUGAUAGGAUUGCUUGAUUUCAUUGUAUGGUAUUAUGACCAACUGUAAAGGGUAAGUCCCUUGAAGUUAAGUUUUAAAAUUUUCUGGAUUUUUGCGACUACAGAUAAAUCAGGUGUCCAGUAACUUUGUAUUUCUGUGAAGUGCGAUCCAGUUUUAUAAAUUGAUGCUCCCAGCUUUUCCCUCAGAUCCCCUGGUGGAUCAAUGUGGUGACCAAAGAACUGGUGUAACUUGGCUUUCAAGGUGCUGAUGAAGUUUCACAGUCGGCGGAAACCCAGGGCUUCCAAAGCAUGUCCUUGAUAUCAUCACUCACAGGGGAGGGCUCCUGGUGGUUUUAUCAGUUGGAAUGCUUUUAGUUCUAAGCAACAGAAAAUGUAUAGUUGCCUAAACCAAAACCAUUUAUUAGUUCAUAUAAAUGAAAAGAUACAGAUAGUAUAAGGCUAGGAUCUGGGUCAGGUGGUGGGAUUUUAUAUUGCUUUCCUUUCAUUCUUUCACCUCUCUUUUUGUUGUGAAUUCUUGUCUUCACGUUGUUCACAAUAUAGCAGCAUCACCUGCUUUCUUGUUCACAGCUGAAUGAAGAGAUAUUCUGUAUCAUUUUAGUCCCGUGUGGUUCUGGCUCCCCACAAUGCAUAGAAUCUCUGACACUCCAAUUCUCACUAGCAACUGAAACCAACCAAGACAACAAAGGACACCGCUGGUCCCCUAGCCUACUCCUAGUGAGAAGCAACAGCAGGCUACCCCAAGAAAAGGGAACAUAGAGAAUUCUUCUGUGGCCCCAGUGCAUAGGGACAGCCAAAAGCUGAGGACAGGGACAGCCAAAAGCUGAGGACAGGGCAGCAAGGAACAUUGAGAAAACUUUAGCACUCUCAUUUCCAUCCUAAACACAAGGUAACACUAGAGAAAUUUGAAGCCAGUGGUACAACUAAGAUAAAUACAACAACAAAAUCCAAUUCCAGUUUAAUUCCUGACCAGAUUAAUUCAGCACUCCACCCUGACAUCCUAGCAGAGUAUGUGUGCCUAGUUUUAGGCCAAAAAUAAUGUUUUCUUCAGUCUCUGAAGAAAGAUUAUGUUAUAUGUUAUCUGGCAUUUUAUUUUAAAAAUACAAGAUUAAAAGUUGAGAACAAUCUUCUGCCAAUAGAUAGCAGGCCAAUCAAUAAAACCACACUUAUAGAUAACCAUAGUUUGGAACUGUCAGGGAAUUUUACAUAACUGAUUGGUGUGCUAAGGACUCCAGUGAAAAGGGCAGAUAAUAUUCAUGAGCAGAUCGCGAUUGCAGUAAAAUCUAAUCGUCCAAUGAGAAGUGCUGGGGAAAGAAAAUUUAUGCUACUACUUUUACUUUUAUCAGAAAGCUCUUGAAGACUUGUGAGUAGGCUCAACAUAGCUGAGAAAAGUAUCAGAGAACUUGAGUAUAGGUCAAUAGAAAUCACCCAAACUAGAACACAAAAAGUGUGAAGAAAGCAAUACAAAUCAGACCACAUUGUAGGCUCUAAUAUUUGCAUACUUGGAAACCCGGGGGCAGGGGGACAGAAUGGGAAGAAAAGAUACUUAAAGAGGUAAUGGCUGAGAAUUUUCCAAAAAUAAUAAGACCGCACUGACAUUCAAGAACCUCGGAAUGCCAAAGCAGUAUUUUUAAGAAGAGAACAAAAUUAGAUGCAUUAUUGCCAAAUAGCUAAAAAUGGACGAUGCAAAGAAAAUAUUAAUGGCAGGCAGAGGAAAGGGACACAUUACAUUUAAGAAGCAUAGUGUGAAAAACAUCAGAUUUAUCAUAAUCACAAACCCUGCAAGCAGAAGACAAUGGAGUUACAUCUUUAAUAUCUAGAAACCAAAAACAAAGAUCAAUAAGAAAUUCUAAGCCCAAUGGAAAAAAAUCUUUCAGAAGGUAUGCAAAAUAAAGAUAUCUUCAGAUGAACAGGGCUGAGAGAAUUCACUGUUAGCAGCCCUACACUGUAUAAGAUAUUUAGCAUACCAGAAAUAGACUUGGAUCUACCAAAAGGCCCAACUGUGAAAAUGGUUAUUGCAAUCACUUUAAGUAUAAAGUAUUUCUUACUUUUAUUACUCCAAAAUGUAAUUCAGUAAUGCAAAAUUAGGAAUGAGGUUUUAUGAAUUUAGAGGACAUAUAAAAACUAGAUGUUUUGUAAAAACACUGCAAAACAGAGAAGACAAAUUAGAAAUAUGCUAGCAGAAAUUAGAAGUAUAUGGUUGUACUCUGUACAUGAAUUAGCAUAAUAUGAUUUGAAGAUACACUGUGAAAAAAUAUAGGUUUAUAUUUUAAGCCCUAGAGUAACCGUUUAGGAAUUUUUUAAAGUGGUACAACUCAUAAGCCAGUAGUAGAGAUUAAAUUCUGUUUCCAAAAAUAGCAACAUAGAAGCAAGCUGGCUUCAAUCCCUUCAACAGAAAACUAAAGGCAAAUAUACAGCACCAAUAUUGUCACCAGCAAUAUCCCAGAACUCAAAUAUGAGGAGGAGACAGUUCCUGAAAACACAAAUAAGUGAAAAAACUGAGCAGAUGGUAAGAGAAUUGGACUUUCCUAGCAACGGUGCCCCUCCCUCUAAUCUGCCUGGCACCAAGACUGUGGAAGAAUUUCCCUGGGUCCCAGUUUCUACACUGGAAAAAGUGAAUCAAGAUGGACAACCAGCCUCACUAUCUUGGGUUCCCCUGACAGGAGACUUGUCUUUGAGUCAACCCACAGGAAGCAUCAGUAGUAAUCGAAUGUCCCUGAGGACAGCCAGAGAUGAAGCAGGGAGGUGGAAACACUGUCCCAAGUCAUGGAAACUCUACUCUGCAACUCAGCCAAAGGAGACACCAAUCAGAGUGGGUUCAAGAUAUUUCUCUGACUUAAUAUUUGUAUUGCCUUUUUGUGGGUUCUUAGUAUAUUAGAAUGAAUAGCACAUUAAACAAAACACUGUCAAGAGCCCUUAGGUACCUCGCGGAAUCAUGGAGGGAAAGGAGUCAAACACUUUACUCCCUUCUCUCCUCCCCACCAAUCCCUAAAUAUACACAACUUGGACACGAAGGACUAAAACUUCAUUCCUCCUUCCCUCCCCUCUCACAGAUACGGAAGGGGGACAUGGAAGUGCUGAGGAGGAGAAGGGUGUGGUCCCUCACUAGAGCUCCCAGGCCUGUGGUCUGGGACCUAGUCAGGACAGGUAUUCCUGCCUCGGGGCCCAAAUGUUGCAUUUCCCAGGACCACCCUGGACCACACGCCCCCAUCCAGUACCUAUAAAACCCCUGAAACCUUAGCAGGCAGAGACACAAGCUGCUGGAUGUUGAGAGAAAUGCAUUGGCGGACACACAAACAGCUGGAUGUUCAGAGGCCGUGAAGGGGAGCAGGUCAGCAGAAGAGCACACUGAAGAACCCGGCAGGCCAGCAGACCAUCAACAGGUGGAACAAUGCAGAGUUUGGCCUGGGUAGUUGGAGGAGAGCGCAGGCCACUGAGUGGCUGAUUCCAGGGGAAAACCAUCUCCCUUCUGGCUCCCCUAUCUGCUGAGAGCUACUUCCAUUCAAUAAAACCUUGCAUUCAUUCUCCAAGCCCAUGUGUGAUCCGAUUCUUCCGGUACACCCAAGCAAGAAACCCUGGGAUACAGAAAAGCCCUCUGUGCUUGCGGUAGGGCAGGGGGUCUAAUUGAGCUAACACAAGCUCCUUACAGAUGGCUAAACUAAAAGAGCACCUCGUAACACAUGCCUCCUGGGGCUUCAGGAGCUGUAAACAUUAACCCCUAGACACUGCCGCCAGAUUGGAAUCCUACAACCUGCCCGUGUGCAUGCUCCCCCUAGAGAUUGGAGCAGCUGGGCACCAAAGAAGCAAGCCACAAUCCCAUCACAUGCCCUGCGAGGGGAACAAGGGACCUCUUCCUGUUUCAUCACAAUUUACUUUCUGCACUAACAUGAUUGUUCAGCUGUCUUCGUUAGCAGGCCUUUAUUCCAGGAGAUUCCUGCCCAAGCAAACUUUAAUUGUUCAUUACGGGAACUUCCACAGCGACCCAUCAAAUUUUCAAUCUCUUCCAAAGAAAGUAUCAACAGAUUGCACCUUAAAAUUCUUUGCUUCAAAAAUCCUUGCUGUAUCCACGAAUCCUGGACUGUAGUAUCAUGAUCAUUACACAAUCCUAAUAUAAUUCCUUGCAUUGAAAGACCCGCCUUAAACAUCCAAUUCUCAAUCAGUUCCAACCUUGCCUUUGUGAAGUGUUGCGUCCAACACUUUGCUCUGUGAAGGUGCCAACGCUCUGUCAAGGUGCCAACGAGGUGCCAAUGCCCUGUUCUCCGUUACUGCAAUCAAUAAAUUCUGUUUUGUCUUAUCAACAGGUUGAGUUGAUGAUAUUUGGGGAGCUGGCAUUUGACACAAGUUUGAAAUCCAGUGUUCCUUAACGUUCGGCGUCCAUCGGAGCUCAGCCUAAGUCACUUUUAUGCUUCCCAUUUUUAGCCUACCCUUUGCUUCUGCUAAAAAUUUGGUUUCUAGCUUAUUUUCAUAAUACAAACCGCACUUUUAUUUUUUAUAUGGCCUCACUUCUAAAAUUUUAUAAUUAUUUUUUCAUGAGCUUUUAAAAAAUGAAUAAAAUAAAAAGGAAAUCUGACAGCAGCGCCAGCGAAGUGGCUCAAACCAAACUCAGCUGGUGGGAAGUGUUGCCCUUGGAGCAUUAUGGGAACUGUAGUCCAUGAGUGAGAGAACUCUGAGACGCUUCCGCUUAGGAAUUCUGGGAAGUGGAGUCCACGAACUAUGUGCAGUCGGAGGAACUUCCGCUCCAGGAAGGCGAGGUCGGUUCGGAGAUUGCUCCCGGGGAGGUUUGCUUCCCCAGAACUCUGCCUUUUCCCAAAAGGAAGAGGGGGGAAAUGACCAAGUUCCAGGAGGCAGUGACCUUCAAGGAUGUGGCUGUGGCCUUCACUGAGGAGGAGCUGGGGCUGCUGGACUCUGCCCAGAGGAAGCUGUACCGAGACGUGAUGCUGGAGAACUUCAGGAACCUGGUUUCAGUGGGACGUCAGUCCUUCAAACCAGAUAUGAUAUCCCAGUUGGAGAGGGAAGAAAAACUUUGGAUGAAGGAGUUUCAAACCCAAAGAGGAGACAGGAAUCAAAAUGAGAUGGCAACUCUUCCCAAAGCAGAAUUAAGGUGCUUUUCACUGGGAGAGCUUUCAUGCUGGCAAAUCAAGAGACAUGUUGCAAGCAAAUUAGCCAGAAGUCAAGACUCCAUGAUAAAUAUUGAAGUACAGAGCUCUCAGUUCCCCAAGCACCAUGAUUCCCCCUGUCAAGUGGGAGCAGGAGAAUCUAUUCAAGCUUCUGUGGAUGACAGCUGUCUAGUGAAUCUCAUAGGAGAUCAUUCCAGUAUCAUUGAAAAUCAAGAAUUUCCAACUGAGAAAGUUCAGAAUUCGUGGAGUAAAAUAUAUCUGAAUCAGACACAGAAUUAUCAGAGAAGUUGUAAGCAGACCCAGAUGAAAAACAAAUUAUGUAUAUUUUCUCCAUGUGUUGACAUUUUUGGUUGUAUUUCACACCAUCAUGAUAAUAUAUUGCACAAAAGAGAUAAAGCUCAUAGCAAUAGUGAUUGUGGUAAAGACACCCUAAAGGUGUCACCUCUUACCCAGCGUAGUAUUCACACAGGACAGAAAACCUACAAGGGUAAUGAAUGUGCAGAAGCCUUUGAUGAUGGCCCCAGUCAUGAACUUCAUAAGCAGGUGCACUUGGGAAAGAAGUCUCCAGCAUGUAGUACACAUGAGAAGGACACCAGUUACAGCUCAGCUAUUCCUGUUCAACAAAGUGUUCAUCCUGGAAAAAAACGCUACUGGUGUCAUGAAUGUGGUAAAGGUUUCAGUCAGAGCUCAAAUCUGCAAACUCAUCAGAGGGUUCACACAGGGGAGAAACCCUACACAUGCCACGAAUGUGGUAAGAGCUUUAAUCAGAGCUCACAUCUUUAUGCUCAUUUGCCUAUUCACACAGGAGAGAAGCCCUAUAGAUGUGACAGUUGUGGGAAGGGCUUCAGUCGAAGCACAGAUCUUAACAUUCAUUGCAGAGUUCACACUGGAGAGAAACCUUAUAAAUGUGAGGUAUGUGGGAAGGGCUUCACUCAGAGAUCACAUCUUCAAGCCCAUGAAAGAAUUCACACUGGAGAGAAACCAUAUAAAUGUGGAGAUUGUGGUAAACGCUUUAGUUGUAGCUCAAAUCUUCAUACCCACCAGAGAGUCCACACUGAAGAAAAACCAUACAAAUGUGAUGAAUGUGGUAAGUGCUUUAGUUUGAGCUUUAAUCUUCACAGUCAUCAACGAGUCCAUACAGGAGAAAAACCAUAUAAAUGUGAAGAAUGUGGUAAGGGUUUUAGUUCAGCCUCAAGUUUCCAGAGCCAUCAGAGGGUCCAUACAGGGGAGAAACCAUUUCGAUGCAAUGUGUGUGGUAAAGGCUUCAGUCAGAGUUCAUAUUUUCAAGCACAUCAGAGAGUCCACACUGGAGAAAAACCAUACAAAUGUGAAGUGUGUGGAAAGCGCUUCAACUGGAGUUUGAAUCUUCACAAUCAUCAGAGAGUCCACACAGGAGAGAAACCCUACAAAUGCGAAGAGUGUGGUAAGGGUUUCAGUCAGGCCUCAAACCUUCAAGCCCAUCAGAGCGUCCACACUGGGGAAAAACCUUUCAAGUGUGAUGCAUGUCAAAAGCGAUUCAGUCAGGCCUCACACCUUCAAGCCCAUCAGAGAGUCCACACCGGAGAGAAACCAUAUAAAUGUGACACAUGUGGUAAGGCCUUCAGCCAGAGGUCAAAUCUUCAAGUCCAUCAGAUAAUUCACACUGGAGAGAAACCAUUUAAAUGUGAAGAAUGUGGGAAAGAGUUCAGUUGGAGUGCUGGUCUCAGUGCUCAUCAGAGGGUCCACACAGGAGAAAAACCCUACACAUGUCAGCAGUGUGGGAAGGGUUUCAGUCAGGCCUCGCAUUUUCACACACACCAGAGAGUCCACACUGGAGAGAGGCCUUACAUAUGUGAUGUCUGUUGUAAGGGCUUCAGUCAGAGGUCACAUCUUGUCUACCAUCAGAGAGUCCACAAUGGAGGGCAGCUGUAGAAAUUUGAGUUGUGGUUCACCCUCCAGUUAGGGUUCACGGCUUCGUCUCCAUUGGGAAGUCCAUGCUGAUGACUGUGGAAAGUUCCUUUAAAACUAGAAGGUUCAAAGAAUCUUGACAGGAAAGAAGUCUCUCAAAUGCUGUGUUUCAGACUUGGUUAGGACAUGAAUUCUUUAAAAAUGUUGUAUUUCACAGAGAGAAAACUCUCUGUUCCAUAAAUAUGAUCAGUGUUUAUAUCAGAGUUGCCAGGUGUCUCAGUUCUCAAGAUGUAACACAGCAGAAAAGUAUUGUCAGAGUUUGCCCAGGAGAGAGGCCUUACUUUUAAAAAAGUAUGAUUGAGGCCAGGCACGAUGGCUCAUGCCUGUAAUCCCAGCACUUUGGGAGACUGAGGCAGGUGGAUCACUAGGUCAAGAGACGGAGACCGUCUCUACUAAAAUACAAAAGUUAACUAGAUGUGGUGGCGCAUGCCUGUAGUUCCAGCUACUCAGGGUGCUGAAGGAGAAUUGCUUGAACCCAGGAGGCGGAGGUUGCAGUGAGCCAAGAUUGUGCCACUGCUCUCCAGCCUGGCGCGCGAUGACAGAGCGAGAGACUGUCUCAAAAAAAAAAAAGUAUGAUUGACAGAAAAUAUUGAUGUCAACUAAAAUGUAAGCUCUAUAUAGAGAGGUGUUUUUCACCACUGUAUCUCUACUAUGUAGAAUUGUGCUUGGCUUAUAAUAGGGCCUGGCAAUUACUGAAAAUAAUGAAGAAAAUACCUAUAAUUAGGACAAAUAUUUGAAAAUUCUAGUCUGUUUUCUACCCUAAAUUCAUAUUAAUUUAUAUUCAAAAGGAAUUUUGCAAGUAGCCUUAAUAACGUUAGUUUCAGGAAAUACUGAAGUAUAGAAAAGUAUGUAAUACUGCCAUCCAUACUAAUACAAAUUCGGACAGAAGACAUGAAUGGCUCCCAUCCUGCAGCCUUAGUUCUUUGUACAGUGUAUCAGUUAUGUAGUAUAAUUUUUAGUGUCAUUAGUUUAUAGACUGAACAAUACUUUUUAAAACCUAAUGUGACACUGAAAUUUACAUGAUUAGAAUUUUGGACACUAAUUCAUUAAGGUUGAGCUUUACUGUAACUCUGAAAGUGUUAAAAGUAGUUAUGAUGACAAAAAGUUUCUUAAUAAACUUGAAUUGUUAAUAAUUUGUUUCAUUAUUUCCAUUCAGGUUCAGAUCAAGUUUCUUUUCUAUGUGUAGUCCUGAUUCCUUCUAGACUUCUAGAAGGAGCUUUGGCAGAUUUCAAGCACAUUAAUUUGUCACAUCCCCUUAAAAGAGGGUAGCAGGGCAAGAAACCCAUUGAGUUUUUAUUGAAAUUUUAUCUAUUGUUGAUUUUGUUAAAUAGAGCCUUGCUGUGUUGUUCAGGCCAGUCUCAAACCCCUGGCCACAAGCAUUUCUCCAACUUUGGCUUCCCAAAGUGUUGAGAUUACAGAUGUGAACCCCUGUGCCCAGCCUUGAAAUUGUAUUCAAUGUAAUGAUUUAGAUGGGUUACCAUUUACACAGCAUUCUAUGCUUGACACCUCUUAGUAUGAGUGGACAAUAAAUACUCUUUGACCUGGCAGCCCUAGCACUAGAAAUUUCACUUAGGAGAUUGUGACAAAAGUGAGAAAGAUUGUACACAAGGAUAUUUAUCCUGAAUUUCAAAAGGAAAAUGUCAGUAAAAUAUUUGAGUAAGUCUCGAUAUAUCCUUAUAAUGUACAGCCAUUAAGAUGAUCAGAGAUCUGUAAUAACUAGAGAAAACAUUAUUCGUGAGAAAACUAGGUUGGAACCUUCCUGGGAUGAUCCAAUUAAUAGAAGUCUGUCUACCUAAUGCUGUGAUUAUAUGCAUAGAAAUAAUGGAAGGACAUUAAUAUGCUAACAGUUGUUUAUUCUGGCAUGGAAGGUUGGGAUAUUUAACUUUUCAAAAAAUUACAGUGACAUCAAUUUUAUCAAAGCAGUAAAACUGAAAUAAAGUUAUGCGUAAAUGAAAAUCCCUUAUAGCUCAAUCUAACUCGUUUGCUUUAUCUAAUUAUAUGGCAUGUAAUCCUGUUACGGUUAUGUAACUGGCUUAAGUCCAGCCGCUUGCCACUUGAAGGCUGAAAACAGGAGAAACAAAAUGUAGUGAAAGGAAGGCAGUUUUGCUAAUCAAAUGCUAGCAGUUGGGAAGUGACCGGGCUCAUGGCUUAAAAUGCCAUUUCAACUUUUUGUGAGGGGGUUUAAGAAGGAAAACUUGGUGUGGGAAAUACACGGGAGCGAUGCAGCCAGAUGCAGGUCUUGCAUGUCUUGUUCUGAUGGUUAUCUUGAGUAAUUACCCGUCUGGAGUUCCAGUUUGCAUCAUCUUGACUUUGGCUCAGGAGUGGUGGAUGAACUGUUCAUAACUGCCCCUAAGUGGGAGGAUUGUGCAGCUGACUCGUUUAGUUUCUAUGUCAGGUUUGCUUUAAAAUUAGAUCCUGGAAUUUCUAAGCAAGCAAAUUAGACAAGUCAGCACUGUGCAUGAAGUACCUGACAGGAAAGAGAGAGAUGAGUUUUAAGGUAAAGGCCACAUUCCGGGAUUGGAAAAAAAGGGGGAAAAAGUUUUAAAAUUUAUUUCAAAACUGGAAUACUCAGUUACAAUUCCCCACUUUCAAACUUCAUCCUUUUUAAAAAAAUUAUUACACUUUAAGUUCUGGGAUACAUCUGCACAAUGUGCAGGUUUUUUACAUAGAUAUACUUGUGCCAUGGUGGUUUGCUGCACCCAUUAACCUGUCAUCUACAUUAGGUAUUUCUCCUAAUGCUGUCCCUCCCCUAGCUCCCUACCCACUGACAGACCCCAGUGUGUGAUGUUCCCCUCCCUAUGCCCAUGUGUUCACAUUGUUCAACUCCCACUUAUGAGUGAAAACACACAGUGUUUGGUUUUCUGCUCCUGCAUUAGUUUACUGAGAAUGAUGGUUUCCAGCUUCAUUCAUGUCCUUGCAAAGGACUUGAACUCAUUUCUUUUUUAUGACUGUAUAGUAUUCUAUGGUGUUUAUGUGCCAUAUUUUCUUUAUCCAGUCUAUCAUCGAUGGGCUUUUGGGUUGGUUCCAAGUCUUUGCUAUUGUGGAUAGUGCUACAAUAAACGUACGUGUGCAUGUGUCUUUAUAGUAGAAUGAUUUAUAAUCCUUUGGGUAUAUUCCCAGUAAUGGGAUUGCUGGGUCAAGUGGUAUUUCUGCUUCUAGAUUCUUGAGGAAUCACCACAGUGUCUUCCACAAUGGUUGAAUUAAUUUACACUCCCACCAACAGUGUAAAAGCGUUCCUAAUUCACAUCCUCUCCAGCAUCUGUUUUUUCCUGACUUUUUAAUGAUCACCAUUCUAACUGCUGUGAGAUGGUAUCUCAUUGUGGUUUUGAUUUGCAUUUAUCUAAUGACCAGUGAUGAUGAGCUUUUUUUCAUGUUUGUUAGUCACAUAAAUGUCUUCUUUUGAGAAGUGUCUGUGCAUAUCCUUUGCCCACUUUUUGAUGGGGUUCUUUUUUCUUGCAAAUUUGUUUAAGUUCCUUGUAGAUUUUGGAUAUUAGUUUUCAGAUGGAUAGCUUGCAAAAAUUUUCUCCCAUUCCAUGGGUUGCCUGUUCACUCUAAAGAUAGUUUUUUUUGCUGUGCAGAAGCUCUUUCGUUUAAUUAGAUCCCAUUUAUCAAUUUUGGCUUUUGUUGCCAUUGCUUUUGAUGUUUUAGUCAUGAAGUCUUUGCCCAUACAUAUGUCCUGAAUGGUAUUACCUAGGUUUUCUUCUAGGGUUUUUAUAGUUUUAGGUCUUAUGUUUAAGUCUUUAACCCAUCUCGAGUUAAUUUUUGUAUUAGGUGUAAGGAAGGGGUCCAGUUUCUCUUUUCUGCAUAUGGCUAGCCAAUUUGCCCAGCAUCAUUUAUUAAAUAGGGAAUCCUUUCCCCAUUGCUUAUUUUUUGCCAGGUUUGUCAAAGCUCAGAUGGUUGCAGAUAUGUGGCAUUAUAUCUGAGACCUCUGUUCUGUUCCAUUGGUUUCUAUAUCUGUUUUGGUACCAACACCAUGCUGUUUUGAUUACCGUAGCCUUUUAGUAUAGUUUGAAGUCAGGUAGCAUGAUGCCCCCAGCUUUGUUCUUUUUGCUUAGAAUUGUCUUGGCUAUAUGGGCUCUUUUUUGGUACCAUGUGAAAUUUAAAGUAGUUUUUUCUAAUUCUGUGAAGAAAGUCAGUGGUAGCUUGAUGGGAAUAGCAUUGAAUCUAUAAAUUACUUUGGGCAGUAUGGCCAUUUUCAUGAUACUGAUUCUUCCUAACCAUGAGCAUGGAAUGUUUUUCCAUUUAUUUGUGUUUUCUUUUAUUUCCUUGAGCAGUGGUUUGUAGUUCUACUUGAAGAGGUCCUUCACAUCCCUCGUAAGUUCAGAAGGAAUGGUACCAGCUCCUCUUUGUACCUCUGGUAGAAUUGGCCUGUGAAUCUGAGUGCUCCUGGGCUUUAUUUGGUUGGUAGGCAUUACUGCCUCAAUUUCAGAACUUGUUAUUGAUCUAUUCAGAUAUUCAACUUCUACCUGAUUUAGUCUUGGGAGGGUGUAUGUGUCCAGGAAUUUAUCUGUUUCUUCUAGAUUUACUGGUUUAUUUGCAUAGAGGUGUUUGGAGUAAUCUCUGAUGGUAGUUUGUAUUUCUGUGGGAUCGGUGGUAAUAUCCCCUUAAUCAUUUUUUAUUGCAUCGAUUUGAAUCUUAUCUCUUUUCUUCUUUGUAUGGCUAGUGGUCUAUUUUGUUAAUUUUUUCAGGAAACCACCUCCUGGAUUCACUGAUUUUUUUUUUGAAGGGCUUUUUGUGUGUCUAUCUCCUUUAGUUCUGCUCUGAUCUUAUUUAUUUUUUAUCUUCUGCUAGCUUUUGAAUUUGUUUGCUCUUCUUUUCUAGUUAUUUUAAUUUUGAUAUUAGGUUGUCAAUUUUAGAUCUUUUCCACUUUUUCCUGUGGCCAUUUAGAACUAUAAAUUUCUCUCUAAACACUGCUUUAGCUGUGUCCCAGGGAUUCUGGUACAUUGUGUCUUUGUUGUCAUUGGUUUCAAAUAACUUAUUUAUUUCUGCCUUAAUUUUGUUAUUUACCCAGUAGUCAUUCAGGAGCAGGUUGUUCAGUUUCCACGUAGAUGUGCAGUUUUGAGUGAGUUUCUUAAUCCUGAGUUCUAAUUUGAUUGCAUUGUGGUCUGAGAGGCUCUUUGUUACGAUUUACUUUUUUUUCCUUUGCAUUUGCUGAGGAAUGUUUUAUUUCAAUUAUGUGGUCAAUUUUAGAAUAAGUGCAAUGUGGUGCUGAGAAGAAUGUAUAUUCUGUUAAUUUGGGGUGGAGAGUUCUAUAGCUGUCCAUUAAGUCCACUUAGUCCAGAUCUGAGUUCAAGUCCUGAAUAUCCUUGUUAAUUUUUUUGUAUUGUUGAUCUAAUAUUGAUGUUGGGGUGUUAAAGUCUCCCACUGUUACUGCGUGGGAGUCUAAGUCUCUUUGUAGGUCUCUAAGAAAUUGCUUUAUGAAUCUGGGUCCUCCUGUAUUGGGUGCAUAUAUAUUUAAGAUAAUUAGCUCUUCUUAUUGCAUGGAUCCUUUUACCAUUAUGUAAUACCCUUCUUUGUCUUUUUUGAUCUUUGUUGAUUUAAAGUCUGUUUUAUCAGAGAGUAGGACUGCAACCCCUGCUUUUUUUAUGCUUUCCAUUUGCUUUCUAAAUAUUCCUCCAUUUCUUUAUUUUGAGCCUAUGCGUCUUUGCACAUGAGAUGGUUGUCCUGAAAACAGCACACUGAUGGGUUUUGACUUUGAAUCCCAUUUGCCAGUCUGUGUCUUUUAAUAGGGGCAUUUAGUCUCUUUACAUUUAAGGUUAAUAUUGUUAUGUGUGAAUUUGAUUCUGUCAUUAUGAUACUAGUUGGUUAUUUUGCCCAUUAGUUGAUGUAGUUUCUUCCUAGUGUUGAUGGUCUUUACAAUUUGGCAUGUUUUUGCAGUGGCUGGUGCCAGUUUUUAUUUUCCAUAUUUAGUGCUUCCUUCAAUAUCUCUUCUUGUAAGGCAGAUCUGGUGGUGACAAAAUCUCUCAGUAUUUGCAUGUCUAAAGGAUUUUAUUUCUCCUUUGAGUACUUUGGCUGGAUAUGAAAUUUUGAGUUGAAAAUUCUUUAUUUAAGGGUAACCCAACCUUCUCUCUGGCUGCCUUUAAUAUUUUUUCCUUCCUUUCAACCUUGGUGAAUGUGAUGAUUAUGUGUCUUGGUGUUGCUCUUCUCAAGCAGUAUCUUUGUGGUGUUCUCUGUAUUUCCUGAAUUUGAAUGUUGGCCUCUCUUGCUAGGUUGGGGAAGUUCUGGAUAAUAUCUUGAAGAGUGUUUUCCAACUUGGUUCCAUUCUCCCUGUACUUUCUGGUACACCAAUCAAACGUAGGUUUGGUCUUUUCACAUAGUCCCAUUUUUCUCAGAGGCUUUGUUCAUCCCUUUUCAUUCUUAUUUUUCUAAUCUUGUCUUCAUGCUUUAUUUCAUUACGUUGAUUUGCAAUAUCUGAUAUCCUUUCUUCCAUUUGAUUGAUUCAACUUUUGAUCCUUAUGUAUGCUUCAUGAAGUUCUCAUGCUGGUUUUCAGCUCCAUCAGAUCAUUUAUGUUCUUCUGUAAGCUGGUUCUUCUAGUUAGCAAUUUCUCUAACCUUUUUUCAAGGUUCUUAGCUUCCUUGCAUUGGGUUAGAACAUGAUCCUUUAGCUCAGAGGAGUUUGUUAUUACCCACCUUCUGAAGCCUACUUUUUCCAAUUCCUCAAACUCAUUAUCCAUCCAGUUUUGUUCCCUUGCUGGCAAGAAGUUCUGAUCCUUUGGAGGAGAAGAGGCAUUCUGUUCUGUUUUGUUUUGUUUCCAGCCUUUUUAAUGCUGAUUAUUUUUCAUCUUCUUGGAUUUGUCUAUCUUUGGUCUUUGAUACUGGUGACCUUUGGAUGGAGUUUUUGUGUGGACGUCCUUUUUGUUGAUGUUGAUGCUAUUCCUGUUUGUUAGUUUUUCUUUUAACAGUCAGGUCCUCUGCUGCAGGUCUGCUGGAGUUUGCUGGAGGUCCACUCCACACCCUGUUUGCCUGGGUAUCACCAGUGAAGCCUGCUGAACAGCAAAGAUUGCUGCCUACUUUUUCAUCUGGAAGCUUUGUCCCAGAGGGGCAACCACCAGAUGCCAGCUGGAGCUCUCCUGUAUGAGGUGUCUUUUGACCCCUGCUGGGAAGUGCCUCCCAGUCAGGAGGCACAGAUGUCAGCGACCCACUUGAGGAGGCCCUCUGUCUCUUAGAGCUAAAGCGCUGUGCUGGGAGAUCCACUGCUCUUUUCAGAGCUGUCAGGCAGGAAAGUUCACAUCUGCUGAAGCUGUGCCCACAGCUACCCUUUACCCCAGAUGCUCUGUCCUAGGGAGAUAAGAGUUUUAACUAUAAGCCCCUAACUGAGGUUGCUUCCUUUCUUUCAGAGAUGCCCUGCCCAGAGAGGAGAAAUCUAGAGAGGUAGUCUGGCUACAGCAUCUUUGCCAAGCUGCAAUGGGCUCUACCCCGUUUGAACUUCCCAGUGGCUUUGUUUACACUGUGAGGGGAAAACUGCCUACUCAAGCCUCAGUAAUGGCCCUCACCCCUCCCUGCACCAAACUAAAGUGUUUCAGGUCGACUUCAGACUGCUGUGCUGACAGCAAGAAUUGGAAGCCAGUGGAUCUCAGCUUGCUGGGCUCCAUCAGAGUGGGAUCCGCUAAGCUAGACCAUUUGGCUCCCUGGCUUCAGCCCCCUUUCCAGGGAAGUUAACGGUUCUGUCUUGCUGGCAUUCCAGGUACCACUGAGGUAUGAAAAAAUUUCCUGCAGCUAGCUCAGUGUCUUCCCAAACAGCCACCCAGUUUUGUGCUUGAAACACAGAGCCCUGGUGGUGUAGGCACCCGAAGCAAUCUCCUGAUCUAUGGUUGGCAAAGACCAUGGGAAAACCAUAGUAUCUGGGAUGGAAUGCACUGUUCCUCAUGGCAUAGUCUCUGACAGCUUCCCUUGGCUAGGUGAGGGAGUUACACAACCCCUUAUGCUUUUUGGGUGAGGUGAUGCCCCACGCUUUGGCUCACCCUCCAUGGGUGGCACCCCCUGUCUAACCAGUCCCAAUGAGAUGAGCUAAGAACCUCAGUUGGAAAUUCAGAAAUCACCCACCUUCUGCAUUGAUCUCAUUGGGACCUGCAGACUGGAGCUGUUCCUAUUCGGCCACCUACCUUGCCAGCCACUCUCCUCAAUUUUUCCUCAGUAUUUUCUAUCACAAAUUUUUUCAGAUCAGUCAGCAGAAUUUUUUUUGAAUUAUUUUAGCACAAAAGGAAUUCUGAAUGCUUUACUUUUAUCUCAAAGUAUUUUCUAAUAUCCCUGUAACUUCUUGCCCCAUUGGUUUUUAAGAGUGUGCUGUUGGCCGAGUGUGGUGGCUCACACCUGUAAUCCCAGGACUUUGGGAGGCCAAGGCAGGUGGAUCACUAGGUCAGGAAAACAAGACCAUCCUGGCCAACAUGGUGAAACACUGUCUCUACUAAAAAUACAAAAAAAAAAACAUUAACCAGGUGUGGCAGUGCAUGCCAGUAGUCCCAGCUACUUGGGAUGCUGAGGCAAGAGAAUUGCUUGAAUCUGGGAGGCAGAGGCUGCAGUGAGCCAAGAUCGCACCACUGCACUUCAGGCUGAGUGACAGAGCAAGACUCCAUCUCAAAAAAAAAGAAAAAAAAAGUGUGCUGUUUAAUUUCCACAUACUUAUGAAUUUUCUAGUUUUCCUCAUUACUGAUUUCAGUUUCAUUUUGUUGUGGCCAGAGAAUACUUUUUUUUUUUUUUUUUUUUUUUUUGAUGUGCUGUUGCAAUCGGCUUGCCAGGAGAAUACAUUUUAUAUGAUUUUUAUCUAUUUGUUGUUGAUAACUGAGAUUUUUAAAUUUUUAUUGAGACUUGUUUUGUGGCCUAAUAUAUGAUGUAUCCCAGAAGAUGUUUCAUGUCCAGUUGAGAAAAAAUGUGUAUUCUGCUGAUUUUAGUUGGGGUGCUUUGUAUAUAUGUUAGGAGUUUGGUUUGUGUGUUUCCAAGUCCUCUAAUUCUUUAUUGAUCUUUUGUCUAGUUGUUCUAUCCAUUAUUGAAAGUGGGGUACUGAAGUCUGAAAAUAUUGUAGAAAUAUCUAUUUCUCCCUUCAGUUCCAUCUAUUUUCACACCAUAUAUUUGGGGACUAGCUAUGUAAUGUCUGUUUUGUAAUAUCUUCUUGAUGGAUUGACUCUUUUGUCAAUAGGUAAUGUCCUUGUUUGUCUCUUGUCAAGUUUGUUUGUUUGUUUUUUAUGGAAGAAAGAGAAAGGGGGAGAGAGAACAGGAGUCUUGCUCUAUUGCCCAGGCUGGAAUGCAAUCUAAAAAUAGGUAUUAAAACCUCUUUUAUGCCAAUAAUUGUGCUUAACAGCAGAGACAGGAAGGAAUAAGGGAAGAAAAUAAACAGCCAACCAAUAAUUCAUUUAAGUCUAUGAAAUGCUAUGCAAAUGCUGAAGAGUGAUUUACUUCCAAUUAUGUGGUCACUUUCAAAAUAGGUGUAAUGUGAUACUGAGAAAAAUGUAUGUUCUGUGGACCUGGGGUGAAGAAUUCUAUAAAUAUUCACUGAGUUUACUUGUUCCAGGUCUGAGUUCUAAUAGUAGAUGUACCUGUUAAUUUUCUCAUUGAUCCGUUGAAUAUUAACCAUGUGGUGUCAAAGUCUCCUCCUAUUAUUGUGCAGGAGUCCAAGUCUCUUUAUAAGUCAUUAAGAACUUGUCUUAUGUAUCUGGGCGUUCCUAUAUUGGGUGCAUGUAUAUUUAUGAUCAUUGACCCCUGUUGUUGCAUUGAUCCUUUUACCAUUAUGUAAUGUCCUUCUUUGUUUCUUUUAGUCUUUGUUACCAUUAAAGUCUAUUUUGUCAGA